AAACCUUAAAAAAUGGACGAGUUGUAUCUUUCCGAGACUUUGCAAAGAUAUUUUUCGGAUGUUUUUCUAUGUUGUGAUGAGGAAAAAUCUGGUAAAGCCACUUUAUCAAAAACUGUCGAACUUAUAAAAUCUGGAAAUGUACCAGAGGACGUAAUUACACAGAUUGCAGAUAUUUGUUGGAACCAAUGCACAAACUAUCUAAAUAGGAAACAAUUUUUUUCUGCUCUGAAAUUGGUAGCAGCUUACCAGGCCAAUAUACCUAUUAGAAGUGAAGUAGUUACUUCAAAAAUUGAUCUCCCACUUCCUCGCUUUACAUGGACCAAUAUAGAAAGAGAAAGCCCUAUUCCUGACUUGAUAGAAUUGCGACAGGAUGUAAAUGAUUAUACAGAACAGGUUGACACAACAAGUACAGAUUCGGAAGUGGAUAGUGAAACUGUAAGGAAUGGAUCGCCAGAUGCUUCCAGUACUGCUUCAGAUAGUCCCACGCCAACCAAUAGUGUGCAGGAUAGAAGUUGGGCAGUUACUGGUGCUUGGCAAGGCCUCGUCUCUGAAGAGCAAAGGCAAUUGCUUGGUACAGAAGAAGAAUCGUCAGAUAAACACAGUAGCGAAGAAGACACUGAAGUGUCAAACGAAGUGUGGACAAUAACUUCUGAACAACGCGAAUACUAUACAAAUCAAUUCAGAUCCCUCCAACCUGAUACGAAUGCCUUAUUAGCCGGACCUGUAGCAAGAAUGUUUUUUGAAAAGUCACGCCUGCCUGUCCACGAACUACGCAAAAUUUGGCAACUCGCCGAUGUUACCAAAGACGGUGCGUUGUCUUUACAGGAAUUUAAUACUGCGAUGCACCUUGUGGUGUUGCGAAGAAAUCACAUUGAACUGCCAGAUGUUUUACCGCCAACGUUAAUGCCAGGAAAUGAAACCCCUGUGUCGGUCAGUCCAGAAACAGAACCUAUCUUAUCGCCGCAAACCAAGGAUACUGCAAAAGAAUGGACAAAGUUUGUCGAUAGUCCUACAAGUUCUAUUUCAUCGCCAGGUCCUAAACCAGUCAAUUUUGAUUUUCAGAAAAUCACUUUAGAUAAGGAUUCCAAAAUUCUGCACCCAGUACCAUUACGCCUUACGCCAGAAGUAGCUAAUAGCCAGACUGAGGAACAGAGUGAUAAUAUCGAUCUGCAUAGCCCGAAAAAAUUCAUAGAUGCCACAAAUCCAAUGCAAAUAUCUCAAAACAUACAAAAUUUAUCAGUAGGGGCACAAAAUAGUGCUAUACAGCGCCCCCAACCAAAGAAAAUUAAUAUACCUGGACCAGGAGCCAUACCGCCCCCUCCAACAAAUCAGAGUAAUAACGAGGAAGGCCCUGUAAGUCUCCCGGCGUUUCCACCACCAAAAAAGGAAAAACCUCCUCCCCCGCCACCACGGCCUUUCAAAACUCACGGGCGUAGCUCCUCUUUGGAUUUAAAUAGGUUAACUAAGUUAGGCGCUCCACCCACGGUUCCACCUAGGGUUAGUCCCAAUAUCCAAAACUCCAAAAAACUUAUUAAUCAAAGAUCUGAAGGAGACUGUGUAUCUCACGAAACUGACACUCCUUUCGCAAACUUCGACCAAUUCGAGAAAUACGAAAACGUUUCCGAAGGUAUAUUCCCUGGUGAUGUAUACGAGGCAGAGAGAAAAAAAUUAUUUGCACAGUUUUGUGCUGUUGAAGCUAACGAGGAGGUGCCUAGGAAGCAUGGGGCGUUUGAAAUUUAUAGGAAGCCUGCAAAAGGCAGAGAUAGUCCGGUAACACUGGAGGAUAAGGCAAAAUGGCAAUUAUUUAAGCAAUUACAAGAAGAAAACACAGUACUGUUAAGGAUCUGCCAAGAAUUGAGUCAGGAAUUGGCCGAUUUGAAGGAAGAAAAGUUGACGCUGAAAGUUAGGUUAGAAAAACAAAUGAAUGGUGGAUAGUUGCGGAAAAGGUCAAAUAGUGAUCUUGAGUGUAAUUGUUUAAUUCCCCUCUUUUUCUCAGUACUGAUAACUUCUUAAGAGAUCUAAUUAGUGUACUUUGAAUCAAGCUUGAUUCAACAUUUUUUUUAAGUAAGUUUUGUCUCAGUGUUAAAUAAGCAUUGAAUUGGUGCCUCCUACUUUACUUAAACAUUAAUUAGCAUGCCUUUGUUUUAGAUUGUAUCAUUUGCUGUUCAAAUAAAUGUUUCAAAUUGUACAUGCAGUUACAUAAUAUAAAUAACUUAAUAUUAAAGGUGAGGUGUGCUCCCGAUACCAAUUUAGCGUUAUUAGGAUAUGUUAUAUUUGAAUCUCUCAAAAAAAAAAAAUUCCAAAUUUACCUUAACUUUGCGAAUAAUGUCACUAAUUCAGUAGCCAAGAAAGACGAUUGACUUGUAUUUAUUAAAAAAAAAACAGUUGCAGUGCAAUAAGAAUUAAAAGAAAUUUACAAAAUGUGGUGACAAGUAAACGUUUCGAUGGUAGAGUUUGCUUAUGAUUUAGUAAUUCGUAACAUUUCUUUUGGCCUUUAUACAGGGUGUUCCUAAAUAAGUGUCACAACGAAA
Molecule: messenger RNA, 2531 nt
Organism: Anoplophora glabripennis (Asian longhorned beetle)
Lineage: Eukaryota; Metazoa; Arthropoda; Insecta; Coleoptera; Cerambycidae
Gene: Reps
Product: ralBP1-associated Eps domain-containing protein 1
Exons: 4
Coding region: 13-1935 (640 amino acids)
Biological process (GO): endocytosis; endosomal transport
Cellular component (GO): cytoplasm; plasma membrane
Molecular function (GO): protein binding; calcium ion binding
Source: RefSeq, a predicted model, not a curated record